AAGUGGGAGGGCAGUGGCACUGGGAGGGGCAAUGAGGGGACAAGGGAAGUCUCCUUAUGCGGUGGAGAAGGGAGGCGGAGGUGGUUCCUCAGGCGCAGUGUUGGACACGAGGAAGAACUAUUUCGACACGGAGUCACACAACAAGAAAGCAACUCUGUCGUCGCACAGCAGCUUCUCCAGUAGGCAUGGGGAUUCCUUCCGCCGGCAAGAUAGUUUUCGACAAUGCGGUGGCCCGACUGGGGGUUCGUUGAGGACAGUUCCUGGGCAUCCGACCGUGCCGCCGAUUUCUCCGCGCGGGACGCCAGCCCCGCCGUCAGCGACUCUUUCGUCUGUUCUGCCCCCUUCUCCGGACCAGCUGUGCGGGAGAAGCACCCACUCGCUCCCACUCUGGCGCACAACGACGGGAGCGCCGGAUGGUGCGUCGUGGGAACAGGGAUGGGAGACGGGCAAUGGCGGCGGGGGUGGUAAUUUGAAUUUCUCCUUCCGCGGCAGCUGGGGAGGGAUCAAUAUGAACGUGAUGGGAGGCACGUCGCCUGGCGUGCCGCUUCCAGAGCGGCCUCAGGAGGGCGACAGGGAACGGGAUCGGGGGAUGGGUCAUCGCCGGGGAUGGCCCGCGGGCCCCUCCAUGCAUUCGAAUGGCGGAAGCAGCGCGGCGAGGAGAGGACAGCUGAAGACAACAAGCAGCAGGUCGCUGAAUCCGGAUGCCGCUGCGGAGUUUCACAGCGCAGCAGCAGCAUGCGAUGUCGGGGGCCGCGGAGGAGGAGGUGCUGGCACUGGCAUUGCACAGGGACCUUUCUCGCAGGCAUGGACAGCAGGGCUGAUGUCCGGGAUGCCACUCGGCGACGAGGUUCGUCCGACAACAGCCAACGGGGGCCUGCCGAGUGCCGGCUUGUUGUCUGGGCGUGGGCCGUCUCCCUGCCAGACGUGCUCGCUAGGUCAUCGCAACCAGUUUGGCCCAUUGCCAUUGGUUGAGAUGGGUGCGCCGGACCUCCUUGCAGACGAGUUUCCUCCGGAAGCCACUAGAGGAGCAUGUGUGGCUAGGAGCUAUACGAUGCCCGUGGGGAGGUCGGGGUUUGAACUGGGUGGGGGAGCGGCGGAGCCGAGAUCUGUCUUGCUCGGUACCGUCUCCGAUUCUAAUAAUAAUGUGCCGAGCACCGCCGGCCCGCUGUUGGGGGGCAGUGGCCGUCAGACUGCAACCCUGCACCGUCAUUGCAGUUUCAACGAGGACCGAGGACGAACUCCUCAGCCAGAGAACAGCAUGAUGGAAGACAACCAGGGACAUGGGACACCGGGGUUCGGCAACGGUUUCCCCCUCGACAGAAGGGGAUCAUUCCGGCGAGCUCUGAGUUUCAACGAGCAAUCCGUGGAGGGACCGGGGAGCCCAGUUUCCAGCAGAACAGUGCGGCAGUUGUCGCCGCCCUUUGUUUCGCUGCCAAGCUUUCAGAGAAGCGACGGACCCAUCCGGAAUAACUAUGACGAGGAAUCGCAACCGUCUGACAACGACCUAGAGUCGUUGGUGCACAGCUGUGGUGACGACGCUGAUGUCCAUUCGGAAACGGGAGGCGUCUUUGGAAGGGAGUGGAGGGAUGGGGGCAACUUGGGAGGGGGAGGGGGAGGGGGAGGGGGAGGGGGAGGAGGGUGCAGCAACCCUCGGCGGCAAAGGAGGUUUUCGGGAAGGACGUCGGCAAAUGCAGGAGGGAAAGGGAUGGACGACAGAGAUCAACAGGACUGGGAUCACCUGGAUGCGAGGCUGUCAUCGACCCGGACAAGGAGCGACGACUUAGGUAACCCGGCAGAGACUGCUGAUAAUGGCUCUGCAAGGGGGGCAGCAGCUCCUGCAGGCGCCGCUGCAGAAACGAUGAGGGCUCCUCAAUUGACAAGGCAGUCUACUGUCGGUCGUUCUAAGAGGGAUACAAGCUGGUGCCUGGGCAUUCAGUCCGACACAGCACACACAUUCUUCCUCUGGAAGCUCAUUGGCUGGAUCCUGCUGGUUAUGAUUUUUCUUUCGAUCGUUGGAUAUGUGCUACAUCUGAGGGAUAAGACGACACGACUAGAGCUGCAGCUGAGAAAUGCCAAGGAGAUGGCGAGGGGGAAGAAGGGCAGACCUCCCCCGCCUAUUAAGACGACAGAUAGAAGUGGGUCGAGAGAUAUCGGAGCCGGUGGUGAGGAGGACGAGGACGGCUUCCCCUACCCUGGGUUGGGUGGCGGAAACGUCGCGGAUCCCCCGAAAAGUGUCGAGGCCUUCUCCUGUUUGCUGGAAGGGGGAGAGGACAACCACCUUUCGCUCGCCGAUAGCAAUCUUCGACAAAUCGCUCUCGUCGUAUCCCUUCUGUCUAUCCUUACGCCGUUUGUGGUGUACAAGUACAUCGAUUCGUUGCCGCCGCUUCUGUCGUUUGUCUACAAACAAGCUGUCGCAGGGGAGGACGACACCGUCCCCCUCAGCAAAAAGAUCGCUUAUCGUGUCGACGUCCUCUUCUCCACGCAUUCCUUUGUCAAACCCUUGACUUUGCUUCUCGCGACCAUCUUCCUCAUUGCGCAUGGCGGCCUGGCGCUCUACGCAGUCAGCAGCGACGGGCUCGCCUCCGCGCUGUGGCAGGCAUGGACUUUCGUUGCCGAUGCGGGCAACCACGCCGACAGCGUUGGCAUGGGCCCUCGUAUCGUGGCCAUCAUGAUCAGUUUCGGCGGAAUGCUCAUCUUCGCCCUUAUGUUGGGGUUGGUUUCUGAGGCGAUUUCCGACAAGGUCGACUCUUUGAAAAAGGGAAGGAGCGAUGUCAUCGAGAGUAAUCACACCUUGAUUCUCGGCUGGAGCGAUAAGCUGGGGUCAUUGUUAAAUCAGUUGGCUAUUGCAAAUGAGAGCAUGGGAGGAGGGGUCGUCGUCGUGCUGGCGGAAAGGGACAAAGAGCAGAUGGAGAGUGAUAUCGCAAAAAUGGAGUUCGAUCUGAAGGGCACUUCAGUAAUUUGCCGCAGCGGGAGUCCUCUAAUUAUGGCAGACCUAAAAAAGGUUUCUGUGGCCACGGCUCGGGCUAUCAUCGUGUUAGCGGAAGUACAGAACGCUGAUGAGAUCUGGGAGAGUAUUUUGGGAUUCGAGAACUCGGAGUUUUAUCUGAAGGAAUGGCCGGAGUUGGUGGGAUUGAGAUUUGAGGAUGUACUCAUCUCUUUCCCUGAUGCAAUUCCCUGCGGGGUGCGCUCCGCCGCUGAAGAAAGGAUUUAUUUGAAUCCCAAGGACAGUUACAAGAUCCAGCCGGGGGAUCAAAUCCUUGUUGUCGCAGAGGAUGAUGACAGCUAUGCACCGGUUACAAAGCGGCCAGAGGUGCGGAAGACAGAUUACCCAUCCAAGAGAGAAAAGCCAAACCGGCCUGAGAAGAUUCUCUUCUGUGGUUGGCGGAGAGAUAUUGACGACAUGAUUACGUCCAGAUACAGCUAUAACGACGGGGCGUUCUAUUCGGGUGAAGACGGUAGCAGGAGCAGCCAGACGUGCGCGCCGCUCGUCCGUCUGCCCACCCCGGGUGCUAAAGGCAUGUGAAAACUGUGGGAUUUUUUUAUUUUUUUUUUCCCGUAGGUGGGGCUUUUCUGUGCCCAUGGAAAGCACAGCCCAAAUCCGGGGCUUUUUCGUUC
This is a messenger RNA of Chara braunii, 3615 nucleotides long. The record is from the annotation of a GenBank genome assembly. Lineage: Eukaryota; Viridiplantae; Streptophyta; Charophyceae; Charales; Characeae.